AUGUCAACACAAACAAGUUUGGUUUUUAUUUCACAACAAGUAACUAAAUACUUGUUUACUCCUAUUCUGAUAUUCGGCGUACUUGGAGGAUGUUUCAAUCUUCUAAUUUUCCUUAGUUUACGAACAUUUCGAGAAAAUUCUUGUGCAUUUUAUUUAACUAUUGGAUCAUUAGCUAAUAUUGGUGGUUUAUUGAGUGGUUUACUUUGGCGUCUUAUGAAUUUUGGUUACAAUAUUGAUUGGACAUCGACUUCGAUAUUUUAUUGCAAAUUUCGAGUAUUCUGUCUUCAAGAAUCCACACUUCUAUCUUUUACGUGUAUUUGUCUAGCAGCCAUCGAUCAAUUUCUAGCAACAAGUACUCGUCUACGUUGGCAACGGUGGUGUAAUACUAAAGUAGCACAUCGUCUUGUUUUAUUUUUCUCUUGUCUAUGGAUGUUACAUGGAAUAAGUAUAUUUCCAUUCUAUAAUCAUGUACUUUCUGCUGCAACGAAUCAAACCGUUUGCAUUGUUACAAAUAGUAUUCUAACAGAUUACAUUAACUUUGGUUAUAUAAUUACUCUUCAAGGUAUUCUACCUUACUGCGUAACGCUGUUAUUUGGAUACUUAGCAUAUCGUAAUGUACAACAAAUAUCCUAUCGAACAAUACCAUUAGUUCGACGUGAAUUAGACAAACAAUUGACUAACAUUGUACUCCUACAAAUUGUUUAUAAUUUUCUCUUUACAACACCAUAUAUUAUUAUAAUACUACUGCAACGUGACAGUUCGAUCAACAGCAGUUCUGAAAUCGCUGCCCGAUUACAGUUCGCUAAUGUAUUGGCUCUUAGUUUGUAUUUCCUAGCAUUUACUUGUCCUUUCUAUGUUUACAUUUGUAUAUCUGAACGAUUUCGUCGUCAAUUCAUUUACGUCGUAUCGAAAAUAUUUUAUAUCAAAGAUCGACAACGGAAUAUGACUAUUCAACCAAUAGGCUAA
Adineta ricciae is the source of this 966-nucleotide messenger RNA. NCBI's taxonomy places the organism in Eukaryota, Metazoa, Rotifera, Eurotatoria, Adinetida, Adinetidae. The record is from the annotation of a GenBank genome assembly.